Hyposmocoma kahamanoa is the source of this 1598-nucleotide messenger RNA. It is a transcript of the gene Vdup1, whose product is annotated as arrestin domain-containing protein 4. Bases 86 to 931 code for a protein of 281 amino acids. Gene Ontology annotation, biological process: protein transport. The transcript has 8 exons. Gene Ontology annotation, cellular component: cytoplasm. Lineage: Eukaryota; Metazoa; Arthropoda; Insecta; Lepidoptera; Cosmopterigidae. The record is from RefSeq and is a predicted model, not a curated record.
UCAUCCAGAAUUGCUUACUGCAAUCUUCAAUAAAAAAAACCUUUAUUUACGCAGAGGCGUCGAGCCGUCGUGAGGCGCAGCGAACAUGCCGCGGAAACUGCUCAAAUUCCUGAUAGUGUUUGACAACACUUCCCUGCUCUACUUUCCUGGACAAUUCCUGUCUGGGAAGGUGUUGAUGGAACUACAGGAUGACACUCCAGUCUUAGGUCUACAUUUUCAUGUAGUUGGUGAAGGGGUGGUGAGGGUAGGGUCAGGAAGACACGAGAGACUUUACGACAAAGAGAACUACAUCGACUUUAGGAUGCGCCUUCUUGGCGAACCAGGACACGGUACAUCAAUACUCUCCCCGGGUAUUCACAGCUUUCCAUUCAAGCUAGGUCUACCGAUGGGACUGCCAUCCACGUUCCUUGGCACACAUGGAUGGGUGCAGUACUACUGCAAGGCGGCACUACGGGAACCCAACGGAUUGACGCAUAAAAACCAACAAGUUUUUAUUGUCAUGAACCCUAUUGAUUUGAAUCUGGAGCCUCCUGUGUUAGCUCAACAGUUUGAGUGCAGCGUGGAGCAUCGGCUGGGCACGAUCCAAUAUUCAGCGCACGGCAAGGUGGCGGCCAAGGAAGUGCGCGAGCUGGCAACUCUGUCGCGGGGAAAGUGUCGCCCCGGCGAGACGGACUGGUGGCGCGGCGAGCUGCUGUACGUGCCGCCGCUGCCGCCCACCAACCUGCGGGGCUGCCAUCUCAUCUCCGUGCAUUACGACGUCUUUUUCAUAAUCGAGCCGAAGAGCAUGGAAAAGGAGGUGAAACUGCAACUACCAGUGCUACUGGGCACAUACCCCUUCCGCGACGCCGCUGAAGACGAUCACCCUCCCACGCACUAUCCGUCCACGCUGCCCAUCUUCAGGCCCUGGCUGCAUGAUAAGCCCCACCACUGAUUCAUACAAACUACUUACUAGGCGACAACUGCUGACGUGAAAUUCUCCAUUAUUUGAACAAUUUUUUCUUCUCUUCAAUAACUACCGUAUACUAGAUAUACAGUAUACUAGAAUUUAUAUAUCUACUUUUCUAUGUAUGAAUACAACUUAUUGGUAGAACGAAUUUAACUCUAGCUGAAUGUGGAAUGUAAAAACCGAAAAUAUGUAUUAUAUUUUCGGUUAAAAAAAAUUUAAGGCUCAAUUAGAAACGGCUUAGUCGACAUACGACCCAUUCGCACAGUGCCUAUAGUCGUAAAAGUACGUGCAGGUAGCGCGUCUUUCGGAAAAUUCUCGCGGUCUUUCGGAGAAUUCCCGCAGCUACCGUAUCGUGAUCUAGUUUAUACGUUAUACAAUUGAUAUAACGUUAAUUAUGGUAUAUACAAUAACUCUCUUCCAUUCCGUUCCGCGGUAAUUUAAAUUUAUGCUUAUGCUAGUUACGAAUAGUGUUGGGUCAUGAAAAAUAUUAUUAAAAAAAAUUAUUUUUAUAAUUUUUUUGUUUGCUUUUUGAAAUUUUUCGGACAAUUUAUACUUAUGACGGUUAGUCAGAAAAGGGUGAGUUGUAGGAAGACAGACUGUCUCACUCGCAUAUUAGGCGUAUGUACGCCACGUGACAGAGACAAUUAAGGCC